GUUCUUUAGAUGAUUGAAGUGAGGGUGUGAACGCGUUUGACGGAACAGCGCCGUGCCGCGCCCUGCCGUCCGCUAUUCGAGUCACUUUGAACGAUAGCUGUUGGGCUCACAUUCGUCUGUUGAGAGACUGACUUCAUCGAAAGGAGGACGCUAACAGACGAUGGCCGAGACCAAGGCUCAGACCAAUGGCCUGUCAGAUGGCCAGGCCAAGGCUGAGAGGUACGACCCUGACGACCCGGAGGCACAGCGGCAAAUGUGGAGGCCCCCAGACAUAGAGCAAGACAUGAAGGAAAUGGAGCGCCGAAAACGUGUGGAGAUGAUCAUGAAUAGCCAACUGUUCCGGGAGGAGCUCGAGCGCAUCAUUGAGUCACAACUGUCUGAGGGCUACACACCGUCCAAUAUGGCAGCGUUGCAGCAGGUGACGGAGCUCUUGCUGCCACAUGCGACAAAGCAGUCAACGAUUCGAGGCGGCCGUUGCUUGGUUCCUAUCAAUGAUGUUCGUGGAAUUGAUGGCUUACGCUACUCAAAAGGAGAAAAGCUGCUUCGCUGCAAGCUGGCUUCUCUUUGUCGCCUGUUAGAUGCAUACGGAUGGACCACAACAGCCUUCAACCACAUCACGCUGCGUGUGAGCCAAGACCAGGAGCAUUUUCUGGUAAACCCAUUUGGCCUUCUGUACCACGAGGUGACCGCCUCCAGCCUGCUCAAGCUGGACAUGCAGAGUAACGUCAUUGACUCGGGCACCACGACGUUCCAUUUCAAUCGGCCAGCCUAUAUGGUGCAUGCUGCUAUCCACGCAAACCGACCUGACAUCAAGUGUAUAAUUCAUCUCCAGCACCCACCCUGUGUCGCGGUGUCAUCGCUGAAACAAGGUCUUCUGCCUAUUACACCUGAUGCGGCCCUUCUUGGAGAAAUCGCUUACCAUGAAUACAGAGGCAGCAGUGCCGACACGCACGAGGUUGCACGCAGCCUGGGGCCCAACAGCAAGGUUCUGUUCCUGCGUAAUCACGGCGUGCUCGUGUGUGGAGACUCGGUGGAAGAAGCCUUCUCUAACCUGUGUUCAACUAUAGAGACAUGCGAGACACAAAUGAAGCUCGCACCCAUUGGUUUCGACAAUGUGCACCUUAUCUCUGAAGAGGCGCAGCGCAGCAUGCGCGAGGAGCAUGCACGCCAGAAGGGAGUCGAUGAGCCCCUGCCUGGUGGGGAUGAGGACAAGGAAAAGGCUGAGCCGAAGGAGAAACCCAAGCGCUGGCGCCCUUGCGACAUUGUCUUUGAGGCUCACAUGCGCACCCUUGACAACUCGGGUCACAGAACAGGAUACAUCUAUCGGCAACCACUGCUGCGCAAUGAGCAGCCACGCCUCAAGACAGAUGUGGAAGUGCCCCCAUCGGCCAGCUCCAUCGCUCAGUUUUUGGAAGAAGAUAAGUGGCUCAGCCCCUUGAAGAAGCUGUUAGAUGGACGGAAGACUCAGGACAAGCUGCGCUGGGUGAAUUCACCAAACACUUACCAGCGGGUGGAAGUGCUUGAGACAGGCACUGCUGACCCCAAGAAGAUCACAAAGUGGGUAGAAGUUGGAGGGAGUGGGGAAGCUGAUUCAUGGGUGCAAGAAGGUUCCCCCUCCCACUCGACCUCCGUUAAAAUAGACACGUCCCAUCAGUUUGUCCCCAGAGGCACUGACCCUGCUGAGUUUAAGCGCAAGCAGAAAGAGCUGAAAGAAAACCGCCUCAAUUCGAAAAUAAAUGCAGGGCCCCAAUCAAACCUCCUCGAUGGAGUCACUUGGGAAGAAGUUAAGAAAAUGCAGGAUGCUGUGGCGAGUGCAACAGGCGACCAAGUUGUGCUUGUGGGUGCUGCGUCGAAGGGGAUAAUUCAACGUGACUAUCAGCACAAUGCUAUGGUCUACAAAACUGCCUACAGUAAGAAUCCCUUUGACAACAUCACUGACUCGGAGCUUGAAGACUACAAGCGACUUGUGGAAAGAAAGCAGCGUGGAGAAUCAAUUGAUGAUGAUGUGCCGGACAGCUUAAAGCCAUUGCUUAUUGAACCAGUCGCUGUCCCAAGCCAGGGCCCACAGCGGACAUCCAGUCCACUGCAGUCACCUGCUCAAUCACCAACAUCACCUGCAUCUGACGAAGAAGAUUCGAAAUCCAGUGCUCGAGUGAAGCGGUCACUGUCAUCAAGGUUGGCCACAGAAGAGGAAGAGCGUAUCGUGCCACAACAGUUUGGGCGGCGAGCGCAGUCUGAGCGCAAGCCCAAGCGCCAGAGUGAUGCACCAGUGAAUGGAGAUGAGAAGCUGAGGUCAGCUGAAAGUGGCGACGUUUCAGCAGCAUCGCGCAGCAGCAAAGAGCAGAGCUCGCCAGUGAAGGAUGUCGAGGGUGAGUCACCCAAAAAGGACAAGAAGAAGAAAAAGGGGGGAUUGCGGACACCCUCAUUUCUUAAGAAGAAGAAGCACCGUAAGGAAAAGGAGGACAAAGAGAAGGCUGCCUCUGAGUGGCAGAACCGAAGCCAGUAGCCCCCAUCCAUUUGCAAGUGUGACGCUCUGCUGAAGAAAACUGCCAGGCACCCAAGCUCAUUCUUCCCAGGUCUAAUGCAGGCACUGCCAUCGAACUAUGGCUGGUUUAAAGCAAAAUGGACUGCAACGGCAGAUGACGACGCUUCAAGAGCUCUCUGGUUCUCUUGUUUAUAUUGUUGCAAAUGCUGGAGGACAUCCUUUCUUAUAGGGAACCCUGAGUGUUUUUUUUUUUUUUUUUUUUUUUUAAUCCCAUUUUUCAUUUUAAGCAAUCUUCUGCAGCUUUAGUUGCGGCUCUUGACAUAUCUUGCAAGAUGCAGGGAUAUUGAGUGCGGCAGUGUGUAAAAAUUAACUGUAUCUUUGUUACGGUUGGUUUGCUAAACAGCGCUGGAAGGACAGCUUUUAUUUUGUGUAACUUUUAUAUUGCUGUGACUGGGGGGAGCGGCAAGCUUCAUAUUUUUAUGUCUUGACGAGAGCACCAAGCAGAUUUUGUUCUAACCUGAAGCUGGCGUACGUCAGUUGAUGUUAUGUUGACGCUAGCCAAAGCAAAGGUUGUCUUGUUUGUGCAGUUAUGCACAGUUUAGACAUGGCACUGUUUGUCUGUCUCAUUCAAUAUGUGUAAUAAAUCGCCAUAUCGAUAUAUAUAUAUAUAUAUAUAUAUAUAUAUAUAUAUAUAUACAUACAUACACAUAUAAAGUCUGCAUACUUAGUGCUUUUAUCUUGUCCUUUUGUGGCAUUUUGAAUUUUAGAUGCAUGUUAAGGGUUCCAUAGGGAACUGUAACUAUAAUAGCAAAAAUAAAAACGGAAAACAUUGUUCUAUUCUUGCCCUUGUUGUCUGUCCAGACGGGGGUACUUGAAGGAAGGUUAUUUGAGCUCAGAGGGUGGCCACAUUUCUUAGAUGGCUCGUCAACUGCCAAUUGCAGAUCACUUCCAGCCUUUAGUGUGUUUAUUUAUUCACUUGGGAGAUGCUUGCCUAGCUUCUUAUUUGCCCAGAGCCUUGUUUGCAUGUAACUCUACAUGCGGGAAGUGUACAUAUUAUGCUGUUGGGAGAGACCCAGUCUGUGUGCGAGGUGGCACCAUGACCCUAGCACGUGCUAGGCUCCAGACCUAGCAGGGUGUUUGCUGCCCCUCUUGCUUGCUUGGGCCCAUGUAUAGCGGUGGCUGUCGCGGUCACCAGCUAAGUGCAGUGUUUUGGCAUAGCCUGGGACUCCUGUGCGUAUGCACCAUUUGUUGUUUCCUGUGCCCCUUGUUUUCCCCCAUCUUCUAGUAUGUGUGCUGUUUACCACAGCCUGUCUCCAAGUUGGUCUGUUGUGCUUGCCCCUGUUUUGUGUUGCUCUGUCAUCAGAGCCAUGUGCUUGCCCAUCCAACCUCUUGUUUGUCUGUAGCCACGAAUGUUUACUGGGUCUCAUGCCAGGCGUUGCGAGGAGGAGGUGCGACGGUCGUUCAUUUCUGGCUGCUUCUAUUUCUUCUGCUGUUGUCUUCUCCUGGAACGCAGUGUAGCUGAAAGGUGUACCUAUUUCAAGAAACUCUGGAGCUGCUUUUUCAGCCUACAAAACUGUGAAUAAAAAUUGAAAGUGUU
Messenger RNA from Dermacentor silvarum, 4082 nucleotides. It is a transcript of the gene hts, whose product is annotated as protein hu-li tai shao-like. NCBI's taxonomy places the organism in Eukaryota, Metazoa, Arthropoda, Arachnida, Ixodida, Ixodidae. The transcript is spliced from 19 exons. Gene Ontology annotation, molecular function: actin filament binding. Bases 161 to 2506 code for a protein of 781 amino acids. Gene Ontology annotation, cellular component: cytoskeleton; postsynaptic density; plasma membrane. The record is from RefSeq and is a predicted model, not a curated record.